Messenger RNA from Haliotis rufescens (red abalone), 7467 nucleotides. Its product is annotated as receptor-type tyrosine-protein phosphatase epsilon-like. Gene Ontology annotation, biological process: protein dephosphorylation. Lineage: Eukaryota; Metazoa; Mollusca; Gastropoda; Lepetellida; Haliotidae. Gene Ontology annotation, molecular function: protein tyrosine phosphatase activity. The transcript has 27 exons. The coding region runs from base 200 to 3571 and encodes 1123 amino acids. The record is from RefSeq and is a predicted model, not a curated record.
CUGGUUACGUAAUGUCGGGAGAAGAGCUGUUGACACGCUACCCAACUGUCCUUCAUUGUACCCAUAGAUUGAUCACAACCGAAGUUGUGUGGCUUCUUGAGUUACAUUCAUGAAAAUGUAUAAACACGCUCAGUAGAUGUGCAGUGAGCGUAACGUUUAACACAGUUUGGCCGGGUAUUUCACUUCCUCGUUCGUCAACAUGGCGGGUGUCGGGAUACUCGGUGUGGUGGUGCUAGUGGGAUGGAUACAGCUGACACAGGGUACCGGAACAAACGUUGCUCAGAACAAAACCGCAUGGAUGAGUACACGCUUUUGGUCGAGUCCUCCCGCCAGUGCAGCUGUCGAUGGGGUAAUACUUGCACACGAUUCCAAAUACUCAGUCAUCACCGACACGCUUCUUCAAAGCGCCUGGUGGACGGUGGAUCUACAAACACAAUAUCAGUCAGCAAGGGUUACCCUGUACUUCAGUACAUACUACAAGUCAAGACGUAAUGGCGUGCAGCUCUACACAUCUGUGACAAAUUCCUCUGCUCCCGAAGAAGGAAAUAUAUGCCACAGUGUAACAGGACGUCCUAACGGUACAGACAUCCCUGAUGUGCUGAAUGUCACCUGUCCCGAGACUUGGCGCUACCUGACUGUCUACACAGAGACUAACAAUGAUGGACAUGGUGCUCUAUUAGAAUUUGUUGAAGUACAGGUGUGGGCAUGCGCUUCUGGGUAUUAUGGAUCAAACUGUGACCAAUCCUGUGCUGCACGUCACUGCAAGUCGGACUCCAGCUGUGACGUCAUAGGACUGUGUGUUGGAGGAUGUGCGGCUGGAUAUCAGGGAACAGACUGUACUCAAGCCUGUGAUCCUGGGAGAUAUGGAGAAGGAUGUAGCAAGUACUGCGGGAGGCGUCGCUGUAAGACACCAUCUGACACAUGUGAUCACGUGACUGGCAGGUGUCCUGAUGGGUGUGCAAGUGGUUUCAUCGGAACUGACUGUUUGCAUACGUGUACCAGUAUGAUGUACGGCCCUAACUGUGCCAGUAACUGCAGUUCCCGACACUGUAAGACACCCUCCUCUACAUGUGACAGAGUGACAGGACAGUGUCCUGAUGGGUGUGAAGAUGGAUGGACAGAAAUAGACUGCUCUAGAACGUGUACCGAGAGGUUGUACGGCCCUAACUGUACCAGUAACUGCAGUUCCCGACACUGUAAGACACCCUCCUCUACAUGUGACAGAGCGACAGGACAGUGUCUUGGUGGUUGUGAAGAUGGAUGGACAGAUAUAGACUGCUCCAGAAAGUGCCCCAGUGGAACGUAUGGCACCAACUGUAACAAAACCUGUGGCCAUUGUGCUAACAACAACACUUGUCAUCAUGUUACUGGAAUAUGUCCAGAUGGAUGUCAAGCAGGGUGGAAACUUGACCUGUGCCAGAAAGGUUGUGGCAAUGAGAAAUUCGGAGUGAACUGUGAGAGUGACUGCGGCCACUGUAACGGAACCUGCGAUGCUGUUGAUGGACGAUGUCUCUGGGGAUGUACUGAGGGAUACAAUGGUUCUCACUGCUCGAUGAAGCUUACUCUACUUAAGAAGCCAAACCAGUCCGGGUUCCCGGUAUCAGCUGUGGUGGGAACAGUCGCAGGUUUACUUGUUGCCAUCGUAGUCAUCGUUGUUGUUGUUGUCUUUGUCAGAAGGAGGAGACAGAGGUUUCACGAUGACGACAUCAAUAAACAAGUUGCAGAGUUUCACCCUAAAGUACAAGAGAACAGCAUUUAUGAGAACGUAGCUCUAGAUGAGAGAACGACAGAUAAUCAGGAACCACCAAUAAAGCCCAAACCUGCUACACCGGCCCCGUCAGGUACGCCGCAUGAUGCUAGAGACAAGGAUCAGGAGGAGGAAGACUUUAAUGAAGAUGUUCAAUCUCCUGACAACUGUUACUAUAACACAGGCGCCGAUGCCGCCAUAAAAAACGUCGCAGUGUCAGAACUAGCUGCGACGGUGGCAACACUUAGGGAGAGAAAAGAUGGAUUUGCAAAGGAAUAUCACCGACUACCAGCUGGGUUCACGGCGCCGUAUCAAGACUCCCAGAAACCCGAGAACAGCGGCAAGAACAAGUUCAGAGGCUACUACCCUUACGACCAUAACCGAGUCCGCCUGACACCCCUCCCAGACACUCCCGGGUCUGACUACAUCAACGCAAGUCUCAUGCACAGCUACAACCAGAGAAAGACAUAUAUUGCAUCUCAAGCUCCCAACAAGAAGACAGUGGGCGACUUCUGGAGGAUGAUCUGGGAACAUUCCUGCAGCGCUGUGGUCAUGUUGACUGGUCUCACGGAGGAGUCUAGGGUCAAAUGUGAACGAUACUGGCCGACAGAUGGCGCCAUGAUCAUUGGUCUCUUCAAGAUAGAGGUGGAGGUAGCACAAAGCCGCUCGAACUUCACAACGAGACACAUGAAAGUCACGUCCAACACUACCGGAGAGAGUCGGACAGUUGUCCAGUUCCACUUUACAUCCUGGCCUGACCACGGUGUUCCUGACACUCUCGCUCUCGUCAGCUACAUCUGGCUGGUCAGACAGACAGUUGCAGAGACAGAUGGGCCUCUACUUGUCCACUGCAGUGCGGGUAUUGGGCGUACAGGCACAUACAUCGCCGUGGACUCCCUGAUAGACCAGGCCCGAGGGGAGGGGGUGGUGGAUGUCUUUGGGUACGUGUCAGCCUUGAGGGGACAGAGGAAGAACAUGAUACAGACUCCAGCACAGUACGAGUGUGUCUUCCUCUGUCUGGUGGAGAUGACGACAUAUGGCUGCACCAGCAUGGACGUCUCUAACUACACCAACAGCUACAGCUGCAGCGGCAUGGAAACCACCAUGGACGGCAAGACUUUCAGACAGUUGUCAGAGAUGCUAGUGUUAGAGACGCGAGAAGAUGCUCCGACCCGACACAGAAUGUGGGUGGAUGGUAAUGCUGACUUCAUUGUCCGUGUGGGGCCGUCACUGACGUGUCUAAGGGGGUACCUGCAAGCCUCUGCUCCACCGCCGGAAUUGGUAAAGUUGUUGUGGAAACUGGUAGAAGAGAACGAUGUCCACAACAUCAUCGUCGUCACUCCAGACAUUGAGCUUGUUGAAGCAGAGGGCAGGUCAAAGACGCAUGGGGAGAUUACUCUGACAACAACGAGUCAAACCAGCCUGUCGACAGACGUCACCAUGAACAACUUGCAGCUAGCUACAAAAGCAGGCAGCCCACGGCAAAUCAAGAUGGUCGACGUCAAUGCAAGCUUAACUAUGGGAGUUAUGACAUCACAUUUGUUGAACCACGCCCAACUGCAAGAAAUAUCAACUCAACCCCACCCUGUUGUUGUUGUUCACAGCGACACUGACCGAAAGCUUGCUGUCUCACUCUGCAUUAUGGGUAAUAUUCUGUCCGGUAUUCGUGAGGAAACUCGUGUCGACGUCAUCGGUCACGUGAGGACAUUUCUCAGAUGUUGCCCUGACUUCCGGUUCACCCAGAGUGAUGUGCAGAUGUUUCAUGACUUCGCCCAGCAGUGUAUCCUGAGAACAGACCCAGCAAAUACCUAUGCCAACAUCUGAACGUAACAUCAAACAGUCCUAAUGGACCACAUUAAACUAGUACCUGUGCUAAAAUCCGAACCUACGGCCAAACAAUGCAGUCCGCAAACCCUGAUGCCAGAAAAAUAUCAUUGUCUAUAUUGUAUCCAAAGAACUCCAUUUAACUUGCAGUUGUUAUCUCUGUGUCGUAAUCAUGCUGCAUUAUUGCAAUGUUAAUAUACACCAAAUGUUAUGUUUCUUAUUUAUGUAAUAAUACGACUCCAAACCACAGUAAUUAAUGAAGGAUUUCACUUUUCAAGUACCCAUAUAGGUUUUUUCACGGAAUCAAUAAUUUCACAUAGAUGCGUACUACUUCCACAUAACUUUACAUAGAUGCGUACUACUUCCACAGACUUUUACAUAGCUGCGCACAACUACCACAGAAUUUCACAUGGAUUCGUACUCGUUCCACUACAUUGCACAUAGAUUGCUCCCAGUUCCACAUAAUUGCACAUUGAUUCGUAAAAGCUUCACGUACUUUCUCAGUCAGCAUCUGUGAUUGAGCGCUCUUUGUCGCUGCAAACUUCGUCAAUGUAGUCAUAAACAAUAUGCUUUUAAGGGGAACCAACAAGAUCAUCAUCUAAAUUUAAACUGAAUAUCUUGUCGCAGGCCUGUGAUAUGGCUACUACAAAUGUUAUGAAGUAACUGUUCUGUACAUAUAUUGACGCCGACAUCACGCUACUGUUUUAUUUGCUUAUCGACAUUUGUAACAGGUUUAGGUAACAUGCUCUGUAUAUGUAGAUAGGAAUUAAAACAAAUAUGUAUAAUGUUUACACAUCAUAUUUGUGCGCGAUGUAUGUACAUCAUGAAUGUACGUCUAUACGUCAUAUAAGUACGACAUCAAAGACAUACUUCAUGGAUGCUCAUCGUUGAUGUACUUAUAUGUGUGGGCAUGAGCAUUCCCCAACCAACCCCCAACCCCAUUACGUGUAGUUUUCCCUCUCCCUCCACAUUAUUUAUAACAUAUCCGAUAUGCGUUAGAUCGUUAUAUUCGAGUUGCUUAUGUGUGGAGGUUUGUUUUAGCUGGUAAAAAGUCUGCGUUAAGAUGUCAAUUGAUAUUGAAACAAAUAGUAUUUUAAAUAUUCUCACUAUCAAAUCGUUGUAUUUAAUCAAUUCUGUUUUUUUAUAUGUAAAUGUAAAGUAUAGUUCAUUUAGUAUACACUGCCAAACACUUCUAUAUUGUUUUUUCAUGACCAAUUUUUUAUCGCCAAUGAAUUACAUCCAAGUAUUUCACCAGGCACGCUCGGACAUGAAGGUGGAUCGGUUCUCAGGAGUGCGUUUGUCAGAUCCAGUUCUUCUUUAAAAUACAUUCAAAAGUUCACUUCAGGCUCUGUUGUGAAGCUUUUCCCUGAAAACAAACAUUCGAAACUGAGAUAUUUUCACUGAUGAGGAACGCGCUGGUACACUCUCUCUACUGUCUAAUCAAAGGGUAAAUAUUUCACCAGUAGGUAUAACUCGUUAGUAUGUACCAAGCAAAGUGCUUUUCUAUCAAGAGUGUUGUACUACUUUCAUUUAAUGGUCUCUUCGUUUCAAAAGGUGCAUCUAAUAAUGUCGUAUUUUGGCACCGCUGUAUCCUAUGCAGCAUAUGACCACACUCUGAUCUCCUAGGCAACGAAAUAUCAUUUAAUCAAUGUACGGUAGUAGUUCAUUUGUUAUUUUGGAGUAUUACAUACCCAUGUGAAUAGAAUAACUAACAGGAAGCGAUUGUAUGCCUAUUCAAGUCUUUAGCAGGGCUAUUACAAACGUGUAUGGUAAACGUAGGUGGAGAUCAUUUGCAAAUUGACGCAUCCCUACUUGACUUGCAUCAAACGUACCCUUGCGUUCAGGUAAAUGUUUGACUUGCCUUUGCAUGUGUUAUAACUUGCCGUUUUUAUAACUUUUUAAAUUUCACUGUCGUGUGUGAAUAGGCAGACAUCUACGCGAUCAACAGCAUAAUCCAGUUGAGUCAAACGCAAUACUACUUCAUACAUGUCAUUUCGUGACACGUAUUAAUUAAAUACCAUUCAACGGCCUACCUUUAGCAUUAAUCUAUUAUACUGCUGAGGUUCGUAUAACUUCCGAUACCUUAACAUAGACUGUCGUCGCUACGAUCGCCUUGCGGAACGGGGCCCUGCACCACCAGGUUUACAACCACGUCACAAUACUCCAUGACGUAAUUUGUGAAAUUUUGUUCCAAGACACACCGGCGAAACAAUACCAUGUGACGUCAACCUGGCAACACGCAUGCUGCGGUCAUCGAAUGUGCAAAAGCUCUUCCCAGUGAUCCAUCAUCUCUGCACGCAAUGUUGUUGAAUUAGCCAAGAGAUGUUAAGAGUUUUCAAUAUUUAUUUGUGAAACUUGUACUCGCAAACAAUAAGACCGCGCUUUGUUAUUAAACACUGUGUAAUGCCAGCUUAUUGUUUUUAAACGGGUGAUCUCUUCACUGGCGAGUAGUAAAAUGGUUUGUAAAAUAUGAAAAAGAUGGAGUGCAUAUACUUUCUUCCGAGUGUAUUAAAUGUCCACAUAGAGGCAUUUAACCCACAGUUGCCAGUAAUAUGUGUUCUUAGUAUGGCGAUGUGUUCUGCCACUCAUGUACCAGGCUCCUUCCCAGCGCGUGACACCUUCGUUACACUCUCGGUAACACCGCUGCCGCCAUAAUGGGCGCGGCCAUUACAAGAAUCUUAAAAUGUACACUCUAAUCCCGAAUGUAGUAAUGUUUAUACUUUUGUUUAUGUCUUUGGGAAUGCUGUCAUAGUUAGUCUUGAAAAAGUUUACGACUGACCAUAUUUCCCAGAUGAAUAUACCUUCCUGUUUGUUUGAUCAGAUUGGUUAGAGUUGCAGACGAACUGAUAAGCAACCAACUUCGAUCUUACAAGUCUUACCAAUUACAUGAUAGUUGUAAUGAAACAGAAAUUCAAAUUGACGAACAUAGAAAAUAAAAUAGCAGAGGUAAGACUAUUCGGCGUCACGAAAGUCAUCACUUGACUUUGCUUUCAGGUGGACAAGUGGUUUGUUACGGGUGCCACCGGUGGCGCAGGAUACGCUCAACUUUUCCGCGAAUACCUGGUAUAAUCACUUUUUGAUAGUGAUUCAUUAACAUGUCCUCGUACUCUGUUGUUGACAGAGCUUUCUAUUACUAUUCCUAGAAACUAAUACCUGUUACAAGUUUGGAAAUUUUAAGUUAUUUCCGAGUAACGCCUACUUUUUUAAGAGUAUAUUUGGUAUCCAGAAUGGUGCACCAGCGACAUGAAGGCCAUGGCCAUGAUACUUUUGUUGGAUAUGUUUUACUAAUGUAACAGUUUAUUAUGUAUAUAUUAACCCGGGUUUUUUAUAACACGUUGUCAGCACUUUCAGGACAAUGUCUAUAGCAUGAUUCUCUUCAUCUGUACCGGGAUAUUGAUAUAUGAUUGCCCUACGGGUCUGGUGCACAAGUGUGCACCUCCCGCAUCUAAAAUAUUCCUUCCCAAAUUGCCUCUGCACAUUGUUCAUUUCCGUCCCAGGCGCAAAGUGAGAUGAAGUUCGAUUUUACCUGUAAUUUAUUCGAGGACAAUACACUGUCAGGGGAUGUUUUGUCACGAGAUCAUCACAGGGUUACUUCAUCAAGACAAGAUCUUCAUCGUAUUGCAACAUCUGCACUCACUCUUUGGCGCAUCUGAAGAUCCUCCCAUGUUCAAACAUGUCUAUAGCGUUUACAUGUAUGUAAAUAUGUAUAUAUUGAAAGAUUCCGAGUGUUUGUCAGUAGCAAAAAUAGUGCAUUGUUCGUCCUGAAAAUAAUCAGACCACCUUCAAAUUAAAAAUUUCAACGCCAGAUUAUAAGAUUGUUACAUAAGAUUAUUUGCAUAUUUGAUUAUUUGCAUGCUGAAUAUUUAUAGUCAGCAAAUAAAGUGUUGGACAUUGUU